Messenger RNA from Paramecium primaurelia, 323 nucleotides. NCBI's taxonomy places the organism in Eukaryota, Ciliophora, Oligohymenophorea, Peniculida, Parameciidae. The record is from the annotation of a GenBank genome assembly.
AUGUCAAAAUAGGAUUAUAAUAAAACAAAUUAGAUGGCCAUAGUUAUAUUGUCUAAUCAGUCUGUUUCUUUCCUGAAGGAAGUACAUAAGCUUAUGGUAGUGUAGAUAAGUCAAUCCGUCUUUGGGAUGUAAAUACAGGAUUAGAAAUUAACUCCUUCUAUAAAAACUACAAUGAAGUUCUUGCAUAAUUUAAAGCAUCACUAAUUUAAAAUAAUUCUCUACCAGGUAAUUAUUUUAAUGCUAUUUUUUAGAAUCUAACUGUGUUUCAAUUCUGCAAAUAUCUCAAACAUCAUUAUUUCAAGCUAAAGGAGACUUAAUCUUGA